AUGGACACCAAAAUGCGACGGGCUCGACUUCUGGGGAAAGAACGCAGCAUCGUAACGGAAAAAGUUCUCAAGUGUAAGGGCAUGGUCAGUGUCCGACUUGAGGUGCUGUCGUUUCCAGAGAUUAAGACGAAAGAUCCCACGAAGCUGAAGAGCAAUGUGGAGAGGCUGAAGAAAGCAUUUCAGGAUGAAGGUUGUUGGCCGCUGCCGUUGCCGAAUCAUAUUCCAGCCCAAAUCGAUAAGCAGAGUCUCGAUGCCGCCCUUCGACAUUCACAGCGCUCGAUCAAAGAACUUUUUGUUGGCCCUCGAGCUGAAUAUCCCGAGCUCGAAUUUCCACCAGGUUACCAGCUCAGAUGCCUAGAUGGACAGAGCCGCGCUCUUGCUGCCGCAAAGGUUCUUCCUGUCGCGGACCGGAGGUGGAUCGUAGAUUUAUAUGCUGCAGACCUCACAGAAGAGCUCAGGACGAUUCUGGUGGAGGAAUACUCGAAUGAAGACCGUCUGCAUCCUGGAGAGAUCUAUCGAAAACUUCGGCUGUAUCACCUCCAAAGGGACUUGCGAAUCGACAAUUGGUGGUUUGAAAAACGGUGCUGGGCACGUUUGUCAGCUCAUGGACGCCGCAAUGUCAAGCAGCUCCUGCGCCACCGUGAAAUAACCGCGGCCUGUGAUGCCCUGCUGGACGUUGUCGGGCUUUGGAGCGGUUGGAGAACAAGCACCUGGCACAAGAUACUUCCAAUGGGUGUUGACGAGUGCAUCCUAUACCGCCUCGAUUUCAUGAAAGAUUUUUGGUACGAGAGCGUUGGGGUAGAACGGAAUGCGAUGCAGAAAGUCGACGAAAACAGCGUCAAAGAACUUGAGGGUACCGCCCCUGGGGCUUGCAAAGCGGAUGCUCGGGAUCUAUAUAGGAAGUUGAAGGCUGGAAAAAUCUUCGGAACUUUCAAUGACCAAGAUCGCGAAAAGAUCUGGGCCGAAGUGUGUCGUCGAACAAAAGAUCGCUUGGUCCCCUCAUUUUUCACCUUCUUCGAGGAUUUGAACUGGCUAAAGGGCCCAGCGGACUGCGUCAAACGGUUAAUACCUAUAUCACCCGGCGACACGAUCCUCUACGUACUGGAACAGCACGUUUUCACCGGUAUUAACCAGCGGACCGGCCAGUGCUUGAUUCAGAAAACCGAUCAUACUUUCGUUUCUAAGCCAGGAACUGAGGCCGAUCAAAUGAAUCUGGGAGUUUUACAGCUAUUUCUCAUCGCCAUGCGUAAUCACCUUAGCAUGCCGGCCGAACCUAAGAAAAAGAAUUUACUUGCAAAGCCAAGACCAAUGAAAGCGGACCCCGAGGUCCUACACGAAUUUGCCGCGCAUGCCCAUAAGCUAGGCUUUGAGUCCGAUGAGAUUCGUGAACUGACGGAACUCAGAACGUCAUCGCGAGCACCGCAAAAGGAGUCACCGUCAUCGGGUUCUGAAGACUCUGAUCCACCUAUCAGGCGAUGCGGCAUCCCUUGGAGUUGUCAUCAUGAACAAGACAAACUAUGCCUCUUUCUGGAACCUUUGUACACCGUACGUAGUGGAGAGUUUGAAGAGAUGACAUCUUCAUUUGUGCGGCGGUCUGUCAUUCUUGCCUUUUUUGAGAAGCCAACAAGUCUAUGCUUAAGCGAGGCGAUGUCUCAUCCUUCCGAACCUAUGGCCGAUCAAGGGAUGAUUGGUAAAGAACCUUCACCGAGGCCAAAUCAGCAGGGUCUGGAGCAGCGUCAUGUCGAACAUCUCUCAGGUCCUCGCAAUGCCCAGGAUACCUCGCAGCAGGGUUUGCAAGCUGGUAACACCGUGGGGGAGGCUGAAAACUUUCCUGCGACCCAGCUUGAUCGGCAAAUGCUUACCAUAGAGGAACAAGCUGAGUCGGAAUGGCUAUCCGAGGCAGAGAUAGCUGAUGAAAUAGAUAAGGUCCGACAUACUGGAAGGCGAGACGGUCGGGAAAAUGGGCGAAUUCAAAAGAAAAAGGCGGCAAAUAAGCAAAGGAAGACUUCUCAGAAGAAAGGGGCAAUUGGUGUGAGAAAGAGGAAGGAUAUAUUAGAUGCAGUGCUGCUGAGGGUUGCUAAGGAUAGUAGUGUUCUACCAAAACAACAAGAGGUGCCUAAGGGACCGGAAAGUCCGAGCCAAACCACGCAAAUCAACCCUGAUGGGCUCAAGGAAAGCAAUAUUCCUAUGCUAUUGCAGAACCAAUCUUCAACCCCGGAUCGUAACGAGAUCGUGGGAGUGGGGCAGUUCACAGCAACAGAACGACAAGACGAGGAUCAAGACAUCGCGGAGAUAGCGACCGAGAACGUUGUUCACGAGACUACCACAUCAGAAGUUCCAACAAGCUACGAAGCGGUGGUUGCACCGAAAUUCGUGUCCCCGGCAGAAGCACAGGGUCGUCUCAUAAUACAAGAGCAGCAGAUGACAGAGCAAACCCACGGGGAACUAGAUGAGCGACAGACAAUGGAGAGAACCGCAAACGGGAGAGACGGAGACAAAGGGCCAGAUGUCGACCAGGGAGAGCAGGACGCGACUGAUAAAGAACGAGCCCCACAGGCUGCAUGGGAGAGGAUUGAUGAGGCACUGACAACAGCGCAGCGAGAGACGGCUCGGGGCCCGGUUUCACCUUCUACAGAUAACGCCCUUCUGGAUGACGCAGAACGGGUUGUGAUCGAUGAUCAGAUAAGGCGGGAUCGAGAAGAGUCUCUAUUCGCUCCCGAGUCGCCGUCGCCAACAGUCGAAUCGACGAACGCAGAGAAGUCGGCGCCACAGCGCGUGAUCGAAAAGGAGCCACAGGAACGCAUUCCAGGGAGGGAUGGGUCCGUGAACGAUAUCGAAGAGCCUCCGCCAAUGUUGAUCACCGACCAGCAGCGCGAGCUGUCACCAGCCAAACAGGCAAACGCCGCUGCAGAGGAGGUAGAACGCAUCUCCACAGCGGAUAUGGGGGACUCAGCCGAACGAAAAAACAUUCCGUCCCUUCCGCAGGCCGAGAUACUCGAGAGAGGGCAGGAGAGCCUCGAAGAGCUGGGUAGACGUGUGAGCCAGGACCAGGAAAAUGACGGAGGCGAGGUCGAACUGCAGCAGGGAAACCAAAAGAAACCAAGCCUGGAUCACGGACGAGCAAUCGAAGACCCCGGCCUGGUACAGGAUCCGAGCUCAUCAUCGGGAAUGCGAGAGGUAGAUCGAAAACGCGACACUCAGAUCGACUUUGGUAGGGUAGAGGAAAUGGAAGACCUGGAACGAGCGCAGGAGACUUCGCCUCCCGCACACGCUCAGGAUGGAGUUCGUGACGGGGAAGAACCGAUUGCCUUCGAAGUUGAGGGUUUGCAAGAAGUGCAGGAAGGGCUAAGAAGCGAUGGACAAGCGCGGUACGAGCCACCCCCCGACGGGGGUGAUCGGGCAAGAUGGGAAAACAUCGAAAGGAAUGUAGACGAUCGACUAAGGGAGCAAGAAAAUGAAGAGAGGACGGCGAGAGAUACACGAAAGAAAGCCGCGAAAGAAGAAGGUCGGAGACGGGAAAGACUUGCAAGACUAGAGAGAGCAAGGCAACUCAAGAACGAGAAACCCGAAUUGAGAGUGGAGCAAAAGAUGACGAGAGAACUGGGAAGGGAUCAGCAAGAGAGGAAUGUAAACGAAGACGAGGGAAUGCGUCGAAAACGAACAACAAAGAUCGACAUUGGGAAGGUCGAUGAAAACGAAACCGUGCGCCGACCAGCCGAGGUUGUCAUUGCGAGUACCACUCAACAACCAGCAGACCCUGCUAACUCGAUCACGGCAACGCCCAACCCUCAGAAGAUUCGUAUCCAUCUCAAAAUGUCCGAUGGGAGUGUUGGUGGCGGAGACUGGAAAAAUUUGCCCUCACAUGACGUUGACCCCUCUGAACCGGCAGAAUUCAUGCGAUUCCUGAGGAAAUACACCAGAAAAGACGCCGAAAAGCCGUGGAAUGUGUUCGCUGGGUCCCACAUGAUAACCCCAUUGACAAAGUUUGAAGACAUCAUCAAAGGUGGAAACAACACCUUAUACAUAAGCCGAGGGAAGAUUAUCGACACCAGACUCCAUCCUGAUGCUCCUGCUAGCAAAAGAAAUCGAUACUGA
Molecule: messenger RNA, 4095 nt
Organism: Cladophialophora immunda
Lineage: Eukaryota; Fungi; Ascomycota; Eurotiomycetes; Chaetothyriales; Herpotrichiellaceae
Exons: 3
Coding region: 1-4095 (1364 amino acids)
Source: RefSeq, a predicted model, not a curated record